Messenger RNA from Fonsecaea nubica, 825 nucleotides. RefSeq lists its product as hypothetical. The record is from RefSeq and is a predicted model, not a curated record. The transcript is spliced from 2 exons. The coding region runs from base 1 to 825 and encodes 274 amino acids. NCBI's taxonomy places the organism in Eukaryota, Fungi, Ascomycota, Eurotiomycetes, Chaetothyriales, Herpotrichiellaceae.
AUGAAUCCCUUGACUUGCCUCCUCUCCCUCAUCAGCCUCUGCCUCAUCUUAGUCGAGCCAGUCCUCGGCGCGAAAUCGACUGCGACGUCGUUUUGCAAAUGCAUCUGCUUCAACAACAGCACGAUCAUUGCGCUGAACCCACCGCCUUCUUCGACGAGCGCCUCCGCCGCGCAUAACCUGGCCAUCCGAUCUCCCCACGCACUGGCAGCGGAAACCUCUGCAGAUUCCAGCGACGACUCCGACGGAGGGAACGGGCCCGCGGCUCCCUCGCACCCACACCGUAAACUUGCCUGCGCCGACUGCACGCGGGCGUUUUGUCUCGAUUACAACCUGCCGAUCUGCAAGGACGCGCGGGAAGAAGAUGUCUUUACGACCUGUUUCCUCGUCGUUAUAUUUGUCUUCGCCACAGCCGGUCUGUUGGCCUGGGCCGUGGUGAAGCCCUGGAUCGAUCGAGUGAGGGAAAGAAACACAUUUGUGCCGCUGCUGCAGCACGACCGAGGAACGGGCGGCUCGCGACACUAUACUUCUACUAGUCCACGCGGGCAAAGAAAUUCCAGAGGGACUCCUCGCGCCGGUGGCCUCGGGGUCGGCACAAGAGGAGGGGAACCGGGUGAAGAGGACGACGGUCUUGCCGGCGGGAGUGGACACGGUGACAGUAAUGGCAAGCGACCACAACGAGGUGGUGGCCGAGAUGUUGGACAAUCUUCCACUGCCCACGCCCACGCCCACACCACUUACGAUGACGAGAACAUGCACGCCGACCAAGAUGCAAUGGACAUAGUCUCCAGCAUGCCAUCAGGAUCCGGCUCCGGCUCUCGCCCUUGA